UUUCCUUUGACAUUCUUUUACAAGAACAUUGAUCCUUGGCCCUCCCCGAACGUUACCGAAUGCUCGCGAAAAUUACCGAGGGAUCAUUUACCACAGAUCGGUAAUGAUCGUUUCCAGUCGGGCCAGUCGACGAAGACCGAAUCAUGCAAGAUGGCGUCGGAGACGAACUGCUGCGAUCAGGAAAGCUGUCUUUCCAACUACACCCUACACGACAUGUUCCGCAUUGUUGGCGACCAAAUGACUGAUAGGGACCUUAGAGUACUCAACUUUUUGUUCACAGACAUUCUGGGUGAAGAGCAACGGUUCAAAAUCGAAACUGGACUCGACUUUUUCUUGGCUCUGGAGAAACUGAAUCGUUGCGACGAGACCAACUUCAAGCAGAUUCUGCACCUCUUGCGGAUCAUUACCAGACACGACCUCAACCAUUAUGUACAACAGCGUAGGAGAAAGACAGUAAAUCCAGAUCCAGUAGACAAGUACCUGGAAGACACAUCCCCACGAACAUACACCAUCACAGGGACGGGCCAGUCCAAACUGUGCAGUCCUGGCAAACAGACAACCCUCCCAUCUUCAAUAUGCAGCUAUAAACCACAGGAGCCAGCAGACAUGGGACCAAGUGGGAAGAGAAAGGCCAGAGGAACAGGAGGAGGGGUGCAGAAGAAGGUGUGCAUGAUGCGGGGAGGGAGGAAGGUGGAGUAUGAAGAAGUGGAAGAACCCAAGGAAAGAGAAAAGUUCACAUGUGACAUCCGGUUGCGUGUCCGCGCGGAGUUCUGUCAGCACGACACGGCGCUACAGGGGAACAUCUUCUCCAACAAGCCCUCGGAGCUGGAGCGGCAGUUCGAGCGCUUCAGCCAGGCCAACACCAUCCUCAAGUCCCGCGAUCUCGGAGCCAUCAUAUGCGAUAUUAAGUUCUCAGAACUGACCUAUCUUGAUGCAUUUUGGCGCGACUACAUAAACGGGUCACUAUUGGAAGCUUUGAAAGGAGUUUUCAUUACUGACUCACUCAAGCAAGCUGUGGGUCACGAGGCAAUAAAGUUAUUAGUCAAUGUAGAUGAGGAUGAUUAUGAGGCUGGAAGGGUUAAGCUGUUGAUGAACCUUACACAGUGAGGACACAACUGUUACACUUUACACUGUCCAUCUUCCAUACCUACAAGGGUUACUGUACACUCCAUGUACACCACACAUCACAACUACAGACAUGCUCAAUUCAUCUCAGUCAUUUUAUUUCCCAAGAUACAUCUGUAGUUUCUUUUACUUUGCUACCAGAAGUUCUUGUAGUGCAGUGCUACAUGUUAAACAUCUACACACAGUUGUUUUCAGAACGUUGAACGGUGUAACCUUGAUUACCUAACAAAUUGUAAGCUAGGAAGGUAGGUCAGGGUAGGUGAAUAACUGAGGUUGGACUGUAAUACAAACAGAAGAUAUCCAAAGAUCCAUAUAUGAUAGAUAAACAUUUCAUAUGAUGUCAGUUCAAAUAACCAAGCUUUUUGUGUCUGUUGUAAGGUGGACAUGUGCUAUGUUGUGGGGCUGUAUAUGUUGCACAUGGGGUAACGAUGAGUUGGCCUGUAAGGGCUCUUGCAGUUUUACCACCAGUUAGUAUAUUUGGUGUAAAGUUGCUGUUGAUAUUUGUACAUUUUUUGUAAAUUUUCCUUAGCAGGACCAUUAUCCUAAUUAUCUGUAGAUGCUGGUUUGGAGUCAUUAACAUUGACCUUAACUUCAGCAUACAUACUGUAACAUAUAUACCUAUGUGUACAGUUGAUUUAAUGAUAUAACCCAUUUUUGUAACUAAAAGUACUUGAGUUUGUAUGAAGAGAAGUUUGGUUAAGUGUUCCCAUAGCAACGUCAUCCUAUAAUGUUGCAAAUGUGUCGGUUCCUGAUAUGUAUACCUGAUGGAUUUGUAUUUUUGUUGUCUUGUAUAAUAGUUUAAUACACAACAUCCUGACAAUUUGUACUCCCCAAAACCCUAUGAUGGGAAACAACAGCUGUAACCAGCACACACCUGAGAUAUACACACUGUAGUACUUCAAUUCAUACAAUGGAUGACUUUUGUCAAACCAUGUUUGAUAUGCAAAUACUUAUCUUAUUGCAUGGAAUCAUUAUCAUACAGUAUUCAAAACACAGUACAAGUACUAUCUCGCAACCAUGUAACACAGUGCCUAAUAUAGUUUUGUUAAACCUUUUCUUUAAACAAAUAUUUUUUGUCAAUCCAUGCUACUCGGUUGAUACCAUGCAAUAAUUUGAAAGUAUAUUCUUAGAGCUUUGGUCAUUCCAGUAAGAAGCUGGGAACUGUGUCCCUAAAAUGCACAAUUACAUAUGCAGGACUGGUGUUAAUAGUUGAUGUGCACAAAGGUCUUACUUGUUGAGUACUGAACUGCUGAAACUGUUUGUCAGUAUUUGCUUGCACACUAACAAAAUAAUCCUUGUGGCUUUUGGAAGCAUACUGAUUGUAGCCUCCAUAGCAGGCUCUCUGGGCCUUCUUAAAAAUUUUUUUAGGAGAUCAUAAUACAUUUUUGCUUGCCAUUUCUUUUUGUACUUGGUUUCUUGUGCCGCCGGCCUGUACCUUAAGCUUAAGUUGCCCAUGCAUCAUUUUGAUGCAUUGGUCCAUAGACAGCAGCACAAAUGAUCCAGUACAAAAAAUGGCCAGCAAAAGUGUAUUGUGAGGAAAAAAGGCCCAGAGAGCCUGCUAUGGAGGCUAUACUGGUUACACAUGUGGUCAUUUCCCUUAAGAGGCAUUGCUAGCCACACAGAUACCAUUCCCUGCAAACAAACCUCUCAGUUUAGUACUCGGCAUCUUACCUCCGGCAUAAUUCCUACCUGCCUUGAACUGGAAACACUACAUCUGCUUGUAGACCCACAGGGCAGGUAUUGCUACAUCCCUGGGGAGACAGGAACUCAUGUACCUGUCCUGGGGGCCGUACUAGAUCCAAAGAAUAGUAACAGUAGGUACCAAUGGAGUGCCUUUGCUCUGACGAUAAGCAAAAACUAAUAACUUUAUUGUAACACACUUGAUAUAUUACUAGUGAACAAUCUGCUCAUGUGGAAGACUGGAUGUACAUGUACUUCCCAUCUCUGUAGAAAAGAGGGCUCUUGGAGCAUUGAUAUUUGUUAGUCAUCAAAGAUAAUUACCUGAAGAAAUCUCAUUAAUACCUGAUAUUGCUAAAAGCCAAAGAUUAAAACCGUAAAUAUUGCUAGAAAAAACAAUAUUGAGUGAACUCUUGCUAUGUGUGUGUCAGACCUUGUCUUUGUUAGCCUGUGCAUGAAAAAGCUAUCUUCAGAUUGUAGCAGAGACAUAAUGUUGCUUCUUUCACGAAUGUUACAAAAGUGUGGGAAGAUAUAUCUUAGAAUUGUCACGAACAGAAGAUAUCUUUUAAUGGAAAGUUACCUGUUGUUCUGAAUGGGUGUUUGUAUUAAGAUAGUUUCCUUUGCUUUGUCUUAGUGAGCCUGUACAGUACAUUUUCACUGCACAACAGUGUUUAUAAAUGAGGCUUUUGUUAAAUGUUAUGGAACUCAGUGAAGAUAUGUUUGAUUUACUGUGACAGGCUUGCUAAAAAUUCCUUGGAGAUUGAGCUGUUGAUAAAAUAUGCAAUGUUAGAUGCAAUGUUAUAAUCCAACCAUCCUGUAUCAGAUGACCUCACAGCUGAUACAAUGUACCACAAUCAUGGUGAAAAACCAUGGUCUCAGAUGAAAUUGUUAUUUUCUUCCAAAUCUUUUCAAAUUUGGUCAGCUAGCCAACAACCAUGUUAACAGUGAAAAACAACCUCUAAACCUUUUUAAAGCUAACUUAUUACUACUCUGGAUUAGACUAGAAUUUGGACAGAUGACAACCCUUAUAAGUAGUACAUGAGCAUAGCUCAGACCUAUUUUAUCUAUAAUAUUGUACUUCAGACAGUAGCAACUGUUUGGCAUGUAAGACAUGUAACAUAAGUACUAGACAAUGACAAGAAAAGUUGGCUUCUUCUUUUUCAGACGUUUGAUUUACAGUAAAAUAAAGACAUGAAACUAUGAUCACAAUGAUGAAUGUACAGACAGGUUUGUAAACUGUUCUUGGUCCAGUGGAACCUGGAUGAUAAUGUAAUACAAUGUACAUGUACAUGUACAUGUACAUGUAAAGGAAGGUCUACAGCAAUUUUGGUACAUUCAAGGCAGAGCUCAUUCUCCUAGGAAUUACGAUUGACUGGCCUUACCUGAAAUUGAAUGGAGACGUUCAUAUUUUCUGUUCUAGUGAGGAAAAAUGAUUUUAGAAGAUAUUCAACACCCGUUUGGGAAUCAAAAUGUAUUGCCUAAAACUCAUACCAAAGGAAGCAAAGAGUUGUUUGUAUAUUUAGGACUUGAAUGGUGCAAGUAAGAAACCUAUGUAGACCAUGAAAAUUAAGAUUGAGAACUAUGGGGUAUUUACGUGACUUGACAAAAGUAAAUAAUUGUUUCAUUGUCCUGUUUUUAAUUCAUUUUCUUUUUUUCAGUAUGUGUCAACUGACUAAGUGCCUUUUUUAAAAUCCACUGAAUCCAAAGAUGUAACACAAGAGUUGAUACACUACUCUGGUGUGUUGAAGUAUGGGAAAAUGUGCUAUGAGUCUAAAACCUUAUGCUGUAUUGUUUUCAUUAAUACCAAUACUUCUUAUCAAGUGAUAUUUUGUGGAUGUUAUGUAUACUCUAGUACUAAGCUGUAUUAGCUCCUAACAACUUCCAAAAGAUAGUUUCUGUACACAGUAAUUGUGAAUUCUGAUGGUGUUGUGGAAAAAAGUCAUGUUUGCUA
Branchiostoma floridae (Florida lancelet) is the source of this 4753-nucleotide messenger RNA. RefSeq names its product death effector domain-containing protein-like. Gene Ontology annotation, cellular component: nucleolus. The transcript is spliced from 3 exons. The record is from RefSeq and is a predicted model, not a curated record. Lineage: Eukaryota; Metazoa; Chordata; Leptocardii; Amphioxiformes; Branchiostomatidae. The coding region runs from base 151 to 1107 and encodes 318 amino acids. Gene Ontology annotation, biological process: extrinsic apoptotic signaling pathway via death domain receptors; regulation of apoptotic process; apoptotic process. Gene Ontology annotation, molecular function: protein binding; DNA binding.